CGUCCUUGAAAUCUCUCAAGGAACAAUAUCCCUGUCAAUCAGGAAUCAGUAUAGACAUUAUUUCGGCUUCUACAUAAGAUACAAUGGCUCAGACGAAAGCAUUGUCGUGAGUGAAUUACGGCAUGCUAGAUCUGUUAACUGAUAACGAUUCUAGACAUGGAAUAGAACAAUAUCUAUUGUUCAUAUCAUAAACCCAGGUUAAGACCAAAACUGUCUUAUAUUUAGAAUACUUCAUUGUAAGAACGAAAGAUCAAGUAAAAGCUAUCACUGCAUCCGACGGUUUAUGCCACUUCGUAUUGGAAUAUUGGAUAUCGUAAACUUUGUUUUACAAUGCUACUCUUAAGGUCUUUCGUUAGAUAAAACGAAUUGUGUUGUGUGUUAUCGUGGGAAGUUAUGCUCCAACAAAUUAUCCUCGUCACCAAAGCUUGUAGCUGACUGCAAAAUAUAUCGUAUCUUAUUUCUAUAGGAAACAUAGGUGAUUUCAAAAUAAAAUGACUCAAGAACAUGAAAAAAUGAAUCCUUUAGAUAUAGAUGAAAUAGAAGUCAGUUCGGAUACAUCUGAAAAGGAGGACAAAGAAUCCAAAACACAUGGAUCAUUGGAAAAUUUUGUCCCGCAGAUAUACCGUGCUAAAUUCUUCGGAAAUACCUCCGUCUCUGAGUCUCGUGGUGAUUUUAUUUGCGAAAGAUCACUCGGAUUACUUAAAACUCAGUUGCUUACAUCAAAAUUACACAAGAAAAGAAUUAGGAUCCGUGUAGACACCAGUGGGAUUAGUGUUAUUAGCUCACGAAAUUCUACAGUACAUCACGUGCAUAAAUUUGAAAAUAUUACAUUUAUUUGGAUUGACCCCUGUGAUUUACAAUCAUGUGGAAUUAUAGUGAAACAAACAUUAAUUGGGGAUAAUGUUCAUCAAUUUUAUGGUUAUAAACUUUAUCAAAAUACUCAGAAAUUGAUUGGUGUGUUAAAGCACAUCUACUCAAACCUUGAGUUAUUACCACCUAAUGAAGACAUAUUAAGUAAAUCAGAACAUUCUACGGAUACCAAGAUUUUCGACACUACUGAGGAAAAUAAUCCUGAUCUGAUUCAGCUAAUAGAUAUUAGCGACAACACUGUUUCAUCUCAACAAAAUAGCACUGACAAUGGGAACAUUCAAAAACAAUACACAAGUAAUGGACACAACGUUCCGUGCAAUAAAGAUGGUGAAAAAAACUGGAUAACUUUCGAUGAUCAUUUCGAAAACCAAGGGACUAACUGGGCAAACUCUACACCUACAAAUUUAAUGUCUCAAAAUCUUCCCAAUCAGUCAUUUGGUAACAAUGAUCUACAUUUCUUUUCACAAAUCAAUAUGAAUAAUCAAAUAUCCAAACAUAAUUCUAGUCCAUUUAUGGAGAUGAUUAAAGGUACAACACAAAACACAUAUUUAAAGUCAUAUUCAACAACAGCUAAUAUUUGGUCAAAUAUACCACCAACUAUUCAAACUGUAAGUUGAUGCUUUUUUUGUAUGGUGGGGUACACUUCAAUAUGGUGAAUAAAACUCAUUUGGAUUUACUUUCGAAAGUAGAACAUUUAAAAUUUUCAUAACCCGUAAUGGUUGAUUUGAAAAGAUUCUCGUAUUUGAAGUCGUUUUGUUACAUUCUCUAUGACCUUACUUAUUCAUUGAAAUAUUUAUUGAUAAAAUCGAACUUUGUUCGAAGUGUUAUUGUUUCAUUUACUGUAUUAUUUUUCCUUCAUUUUGAUAACUAUUACAUGAAGACUUUCAAAAAAGAAAAGGAAAACGUCAUGAUGCGCUUGGACUCUUUACAUACUGUCACCAACUCAAUUUAAAUGUUUCAGACUAAAGUAUUCCCAAUGGAUGAUCAGUUUUGUAAUUGGACAACAAAACAACAAAUUCAAACUGAGCCAAAUAAUGCGUAUACUAAUAAUAAAAAUGUUACCAAUAAUCCAUUUUAUAAUUUACCGGUUAAUGACACUCAUUUCAAUGUGAAACAAACUUCUCCACUUGAUACAAUAUUUGAUAUAAAAUUAUUCAAUUGAAAACAAAACCUUUAAUCGUUUCUCAUCAUUAUAUAUUCUUUCAUUCACUUUACCUCUAAACUUCAAAAUUUAAAAAAAAAUUGUUUAUCCAUCUGACAGUAAAAAAAAACAAUCAUAUUUCGCAACCCCUCACUUUGAUUUAUUUUUUUUUAACGUAAUGCGUCUUGGUCAACGAUUUUUCUUCUUUGUGAUCUUUAUUUUUAAGAAAAACAUUUUAUUGUUAGACAGGGAGUUAUAUAAUACCCUAUGUGCAUUCUUGAAAACCCAAAUGUAUUUACUGAAUAUUUGACUGUUAACUUAGUCACACUGAAAAUAAACUUAUCUUUCAUAUC
Messenger RNA from Schistosoma rodhaini, 2364 nucleotides. Lineage: Eukaryota; Metazoa; Platyhelminthes; Trematoda; Strigeidida; Schistosomatidae. The record is from the annotation of a GenBank genome assembly.